Schistocerca cancellata (South American locust) is the source of this 6410-nucleotide messenger RNA. RefSeq names its product caspase-6-like. NCBI's taxonomy places the organism in Eukaryota, Metazoa, Arthropoda, Insecta, Orthoptera, Acrididae. The transcript has 10 exons. The record is from RefSeq and is a predicted model, not a curated record. Gene Ontology annotation, biological process: apoptotic process; proteolysis. The coding region runs from base 89 to 1273 and encodes 394 amino acids. Gene Ontology annotation, cellular component: cytoplasm.
GGUAAGUCGUUUGAGCAGCGAGACACACGAUAGCACCUCGAGCAGACCAGUAAACAAAGACUAAGCGAGUCUCAACUCCCCCUUAAGAAUGGAACAAGGUUACGAAUCCUCUGACAGUGGAGUGUACGACAUAGUGGACAUCGCAUUCCCAUUUGAAUACCCCCGCCAGCCUGGCAAGGAUUACAGUGGCGGAGCUCCUCACCAAGAAGCGGGUGCCGGACGUUCAGGAUUCCUUCCCCCUGGCAUACAAAUCCCGGCGCACCCGCUGUCGACCCAGCCUGAGGACGUGGUGCCAAUACAUGGAGUCUCUGGAGAAGAUGAAGAGUACCCCAUGGGCAACCAGGAGCAUGGGAUAGCCCUCAUCUUGAACCAUGAAUUCUUUGAAGAAGACGUCCUUCGUAACAGAGAGGGCACAGAGAUCGACAGAAACGCAUUGAUCCGUGCAUUCACAACACUCGGCUUCGAAGUACGCUGUUUCGACAAUCUGACAUAUAGGGAAAUUCGCCAACAACUCAGACGAGUGGCCGAGGAGGACCACGUCAACUGCGUUGCAGUGGCUGUGCUUUCGCAUGGCGGGGCGAAUAAUGUGCUGUUUGCAAAAGACCAGGAGUAUCAUGUCAGCGACCUGCUGGAACCUUUCAGACCCGCUCAGUGCCCACGCCUUGUUGGGAAACCCAAACUCUUCUUCAUACAGGCGAGUAGGGGAUGGAUGGCUGUAACUUCAUCGGCUCCGUUACGCCAUAAGGAGAAGACCUCAUAUCAUACUCCACCUGUGCAGGCGAGUGAGUCAAGCCCAAUGAUGAAGCACAUUCGUUUUGCUCCGAAUCCGCAGGCGAGUGAGUCAAGCCCAAUGAUGAAGCACAUUCGUUUUGCUCCGAAUCCGCAGGCGAGUAGGAGAUGGAUGACUGUAACUCCAUUGGCCCUGUUACCCUAUACUCCACCUGUGCAGACGAGUAUGGAAAGGGAGACUUCUGAGAGUGGUAUCUUCAGAGGCCCUGUUAAUACAUAUGGUGAUGUCCUCAUAUCGUACUCCACAUCUGAAGGUUCACAUUCAUUCCGCAAUCUACGAAAUGGUGCAUGGUACGUGCAGACCCUAUGCGCCCAACUGGAGGCCCACGGCAGAACUAAGGACUUAGUGUCACUGCUCACAGACGUGAACCGCAUCGUGAGCGAACAGUUUCGCUCGUACAACCCUCAAAAUCCAGAGUUACAUAACAAGAUUCAGGAACCCUGCUUCACUUCUGCCUUGAAACGGCGAUUGUAUUUCCGGUAGAGUAAUCAUCCUGGGCAGCCAAAGUUCCCAACCAGCCAAAGUUCCCAAUCAGCCACUACUUGCCAUUCCAGGCUCGUUACUGCAUUCAUUGGAAUCAACACCAAUGCAUUCACUGUACCAGAAGUUUAGUCAACCAGAUCCAACGUAGCCGACAAACAAUCUUCUUCCUCUCUUCUUUUGGCCAAUAGCAUGAUUUUUGGCAGAUCAUUAUUUCUAAUCUAUUGGCACUAAUCUUUCAGGAACUUAACACUACAGUUUUGUUUCAUUAACCUUUACAGCCAUUAUUAUUAGGAUAUAUUUACACUAAUGAAAGUAUGAGCCUAAAGGUAAUACAACAUAAUAUGUAUCGAAAUAUGGGUGCAUGUUCACAAUAUACGGAUAAAUACAUUGAAUGGUAAAUUAACUAGAGAUAUCAAAUGAAAAAUAUAGCAACUUGGGGCGUCAAAAGGCACAUUCGAUUUCUUCCUACAACAAUCUCAUAUAAGAGAAAUUGACAUUGUUGUUGUUGUUGUGGUCUUCAGUCCUGAGACUGGUUUGAUGCAGCUCUCCAUGCUACUCUAUCCUGUGCAAGCUUCUUCAUCUCCCAGUACCUACUGCAACCUACAUCUUUCUGAAUCUGCUUAGUGUAUUUAUCUCUUGGUCUCCCCCUACGAUUUUUACCCUCCACGCUGCCCUCUAAUACUAAAUUGGUGAUCCCUUGAUGCCUCAGAACAUGUUCUACCAACCGAUCCCUUCUUCUGGUCAAGUUGUGCCACAAACUUCUCUUCUCCCCAAUCCUAUUCAAUACUUCCUCAUUAGUUAUGUGAUCUACCCAUCUAAUCUUCAGCAUUCUUCUGUAGCACCACAUUUCGAAAGCUUCUAUUCUCUUCUUGUCGAAACUAUUUACCGUCCAUGUUUCACUUCCAUACAUGGCUACACUCCAUACAAAUACUUUCAGAAAUGACUUCCUGACACUUAAAUCUAUACUUGAUGUUAACAAAUUUCUCUUCUUCAGAAAUGCUUUCCUUGCCAUUGCCAGUCUACAUUUUAUAUCCUCUCUACUUCGACCAUCAUCAGUUAUUUUGCUCCCCAAAUAGCAAAACUCCUUUACUGCUUUAAGUGUCUCAUUUCCUAAUCUAAUACCCUCAACAUCACCCGACUUAAUUCGACUACAUUCCAUUAUCCUCGUUUUGCUUUUGUUGAUGUUCAUCUUAUAUCCUCCCUUCAAGACACUAUCCAUUCCGUUCAACUGCUCUUCCAAGUCCUUUGCUGUCUCUGACAGAAUUUUAAUGUCAUCGGCGUACCUCAAAGUUUUUAUUUCUUCUCCAUGGAUUUUAAUACCUACUCCAAAUUUUUCUUUUGUUUCCUUUACUGCUUGCUCAAUAUACAGAUUGAAUAGCAUCGGGGAGAGGCUACAACCCUGUCUUACUCCCUUCCCAACCACUGCUUCUCUUUCAUGCCCCUCGACUCUUAUAACUGCCAUCUGGUUUCUAUACAAAUUGUAAAUAGCCUUUCGCUCCCUGUAUUUUACCCCUGCCACCUUUAGAAUUUGAAAGAGAGUAUUCCAGUCAACACUGUCAAAAGCUUUCUCUAAGUCUACAAAUGCUAGGAACGUAGGUUUGCCUUUCCUUAAUCUUUCUUCUAAGAUAAGUCGUAAGGUCAGUACUGCCUCACGUGUUCCAGUAUUUCUACGGAAUCCAAACUGAUCUUCCCCGAGGUCGGCUUCUACUAGUUUUUCCAUUCGUCUGUAAAGAAUUCGUGUUAGUAUUUUGCAGCUGUGGCUCAUUAAACUUAAUGAUUUUAAUUUUUGUUGCUAGUAGCUGGUCACGUUUCCGAUUUGGCACUGCUUACGUAUCUAGGUAACCCCAUUUUUUUUCAUUCAUAAAUUUUCCGUAUCUUAAAUGGACAAUCAUUGCAUCUUGUUAAAUCUUUCCUCAUCUCACUGUAAAUAAUAAUAUGUAGUUUGUUUCUUUCUAUAAACAUCCUACAGUAAGAUUUCUUAGAAGUAACUUUGUGUAAACCGUACCAAUCCUUACUAAUGUUAGCUCUUGUCUUUGAAAUUUGCUGUAAAGUACACUAGAACUGGACUCGGUGGAGAAUGUCUUAAUAAACAGCACAGCACAUCAGUAAAAGAUAUAGAAAAUUCUCAUUAAAUUAAAGAAUCACAGAAGUGUAUACAGGGCAGAAUAACAAAUGCGUCAUGUCUACCUUCUCUUGAAAGUGCCUUGUGAAUGAAAACUUUAAGGUCAUUCUUUGAAUUCACCAGUGAUAUCUCUUACUAAAUGUGGCAUGAUUUUGUAGCAAUUUUUCCAGUUCUUGAUCUAGGCCUACAUCAAACAUCUGCUAUUUCGACUUGUAAGCUUAUUUACUAACUCAUUCAAUUAAGUAUUCAACAAAACCGAUUCCGAAUUAAAGUAAAUUAAUUUGCAAAAACAGACAUUGAUUUCAUGCUCAACAAUAUUUCGGAAAUGAAGAUGCUAUUAUGUUUGACAAAUUACUAUUUCAUCGUCUUUAACGAUUUUAUAUUCAAAGUGACUGCUUACUUUAUGAAGAACUAUAAACCCUUUUCUGGAUUUGUAAGUGAACAGACUGAUUUACUGAAUACUAGACUUGGGUUCCGAAGGAGUGACUUUCUAAACCACCUACAACCAUCCACGUUUGUGUUUCCUGAGAUUUCACUAAAUAGCUUAAGACGAAUUCCGAUAUGGUUCUCCUAAAAACAUCAGAGCUCAUUUCACUGCUCUUCCUUACCCAGUCCGCAGAUGUGCUCCGUCUCUGAUGAAAACUUUGUCAUUGACACAUUAUGUCCUAAAGCUUCUUCCAUUCUCCCCGACUUACACUACAACGAAAUGUGUUAAUGAGGUGUUGUAGAGACAGAUUUCCUCAUUUUCUACAUUUACUUUAUCCUCAUGUUCUACAUUUACUUUAUGAUAAAAUCAUCAUAAUUAGCUGAAGGUGCUUUAGAUACACUGAUGAGAGAAAAAAAACAACACAUAAAAUAUAAACUCAAAUACUUGUCCUUAUCUACGAGGCACGUUCAAUAAGUAGUAAAAUAAAUUGCUUUAAGCAGGCUGGUUUUAUUCAGGACUGCAAUAUUUCUACAUCUACAUCCAUAAUCCGCAAGCAACUUGACGGCGUGUGGCGGAGGGUACUAUGAGUACCUCUAACGGUUCUCCCUUCUAUUCCAGUCUCGUAUUGUUAGUGGAAAGAAAGAUUUUCGGUAUACCUCUGUAUGGGCUCUAAUCUCUCUGAUUUUAUCCUCAUGGUCUCUUUGCGAGAUAUACGUAGGAGGGAGCAAUAUACUGCUUGACUCCUCGGUGAAGGUAUGUUCUCGAAACUUCAACAAAAGCCCAUACCGAGCUACUGAGUGUCUCUUUUGCAGAGUCUUCCACUGGAGUUAUCUGUCAUCUCCGUAACCCUUUUGCUAUCACUAAAUGAUCCUGUAACAAAGUGCGCUGCUCUCCAUUGGAUCUUCUCUAUCUCUUCCAUCUACCCUAUCUGGUACGUAUCCCACACAGGUGAGUAGUAUUCAAACAGUGGGCGAACAAGUGUACUGUAACCUACUUCCUUUGUUUUCGGAUUGCAUUUCCUUAGGAUUCUUCCAAAGAAUCUCAGUCUGGCAUCUACUUUACCGAUGAUUAAUUUUAUAUGGUCAUUCCAUUUUAAAUCACUCCUAAUGCCUACUCCCAGAUAAUUUAUAGAAUUAACUCCUUCCAGUUGCUGACCUGCUAUAUUGUAGAUAAAUGAUAAAGGACUUUCUUUCUAUGUAUUCGCAGCACAUUACACUUGUCUGUAUUGAGAUUCAAUUGCCAUUCUCUGCAGUUUGCGUCAAUUAGUUCCAGAUCCCCUGCAUUUCAGUACAAUUUUCCACUGUUACAACCUCUUGAUAUACUACAGCAUCAUCCACAAAAAGCCUCAGUGAACUUCCGAUGUUAUCCACAAGGUCAUUUACGUAUAUUUUGAAUAGCAACGGUCCUACGACACUCCCCUGCGGCACACCUGAAAUCACUCUUACUUCGAAGGACUUUUCUCCAUUGAGAAUGACAUGCUGCAUUCUGUUGUCUAGGAACUUUUCAAUCCAAUCACACAGUUGGUCUGAUAGUCCAUAUGCUCUUACUUUGUGCAUUAAACGACUGUGGGGAACCGUAUCAAACGCCUUGUGGAAGUCAAGAAACAUGCCAUCCAUCUGGGAACCCGUGUUUUGUGGCCCUCUGAGUCUCGUGGGCAAAUAGCGCAAGCUGGGUUUCACAUGAUCGUCUUUUUCGAAACCCAUGCUGUUUUCUACGGAGUAGAUUUCUAGUCUCCAGAAAAGUCAUUAUACGACAUCUUGGUAGAUGAUUGUUGCAGUGUCUGUGUGUUUAUGGGUUGCAGUUUUCUAACUCUGUUGUUGUAACACAGUGGCUCUUUUCCAUCUCUUACGAUCUUGCUUGGCACAUGCUCAUCUAAUGCAUAUUCAUAAUAUUCUCCAUUCUUUUAGCUACAGAAUCUUACUUUUCAACAUGAUCUUCAUUCAAUGCGACAGAUUUACGCAAUCUUACUGGAAGUUUCUGUAUGCUCUCAUGGCUACGUCGGAGCGAACAUCUUGCCGCACCAGCAGAGACGUCCAGUGUGCAGUGGGGUGCGUGAUUGUGAUCCGUCGAACACUGCGAUUAAGUAUCCGCAUUUUCCAAUAUUACAGAAGUCACAGCUGUGUACGGCCGGCCGCCACGCGGGAGAUUAGACAGGUUUGAGAGGUCUUGUUGCGACAGUACCACGCGCCUCGCCCGACGACUUACCGUGACUUUGUUCAAUGCCAUUACUCCAUAGGCAUUCUGCAGGGGUAGACAUUCCACAAGCGUAGACAUUCUACAAGUACCUAGGAAUACCUGCGAUGCUCAGGUUUUCCGCCAAAAGAGACUUAAUGACAGCACUCUGCUUGGAAUGCACCUCCGUUGCAGACGCCAUUUUGGAGGCUACGUAUAGGGGCUGAAGCGGGAAUAUUUCACGAUGCCCCAUAAUAAAUGCUGCAUUUUUUCAACCGGAACUAGUUGAGAAAAAAAUCUGUGGCAUUACUUAUUGAACGCCCGUCAUUACCAUUUGUUUGUUCAGUUUUAAAACUAUUGUUUGUGAUAAUGUGGCUUUCAUCUACAACUGAGUAAAUAAAAUUGUUUCUGGAAAA